UCUAAUCGGCCUCUGCUCAAUAAAGUUAGACUCAUCUGAAGGCACACCGAGUGACAAUUUGCCCGUCGAUCCUUCUCGGCGCGGUGGUGUCCUAGGGUUUCUCAGUCGGAGGGAAGGAGACGGCGAGUGGGACGAGAUCCCAGUUCUUGUCGUCGGAAGCAUUGUGCAGGUGUCUGCUAGGUCUGUCACCCCGCGCUGGCCGUGGGAUCUAGGGAGGAUCGGCGACAAUGAGUAGUUUGGUGGAGCGACUCCGAGUGAGGUCCGAGAAGCGGCCUCUCUAUAACCUUGACGAGUCCGACGACGACGAUUUCGUCGUCUCCAAGGCAUUGAAGAGAAAGCUGGAGGAGAAACCGGCCGAAAAGUUUAAGAGGGUUGACGCGAAAGAAGAUUCAUGCCAAUUUUGUGGGGCCAGUGAGAGCCUCAUUAACUGUACUACAUGUACCUAUGCUUUUCACAAAGGGUGCUUAUACCCUUCUUCCAGAGCACUUUUAGGUGAUACAUGGAGCUGUCCUGAAUGUGUGAGCCCCUUAACUGAAGUUGAAAAGAUUUUAGAUUGUGAAAUGCGCCCGACAAUGGCAGAUAAGAAUGAUUCUACCAAGUUUUUUUCAAGUCAGACUAAAGUCAAACAAUAUCUUGUUAAAUGGAAAGGGUUUUCAUACCUUCAUUGCACUUGGGUUCCCGAGAAAGAAUUUAUAAAAGCUGCCAAGACUCAUCCUCGAUUGAAGAGUAGGUUAAACACUUUCCACAAACAAAUGGAAACAUUGAAUAAGUCAGAUGAUGAUUGGGUGGCUAUUCGUCCUGAGUGGACCACUGUCGACAGAGUCCUUGCUAGCAGGAAUACUGGUGAUGAGCGUGAAUAUUUUGUAAAAUGGAAAGAACUUGCUUAUGAUGAGUGUACAUGGGAAGUGGGGUCUGAUAUUUCCACCUUCAAGCCUGAUAUCGAAAGAUAUGAAAUGAUUCAAUCGAGACGUCCAAAGAAAUCCCGCAGUAAGAGUAAAAGUCUUAACCCCAAUUUAGAGUUGAAGCAAAAACAGAAAGACUUUCAACAAUAUGAUGCCACUCCAGAAUUUCUUUCUGGUAAAUUGCAUCCAUAUCAACUUGAGGGCUUGAAUUUCCUGAGGUUUUCAUGGUCUAAAAGUACACAUGUCAUCCUUGCUGAUGAGAUGGGUCUUGGAAAGACCAUACAAAGCAUUGCCUUUUUAGCUUCUUUGUUUGAAGAGAACAUCUCUCCUUAUUUAGUGGUUGCACCACUAUCAACACUGCGCAACUGGGAGCGUGAGUUUGCAACCUGGGCUCCACAUAUGAAUGUUGUGAUGUACGUUGGAUCUUCCCAGGCUCGUGAGGUUAUUAGGAAAUAUGAGUUUUAUUACCCAAAACUUAAGUCUAAGAAGCAUAAAAAAAAGAAGCUUAUUCAAUCUAGUAACCAAAAUAAACAAGCACGGAUCAAGUUCAACGUACUGUUAACCUCAUAUGAAAUGAUUAACAUGGACUCAGCUGUUCUAAAGUCUAUAGAAUGGGAGUGCAUGAUUGUGGAUGAAGGCCACAGACUGAAGAACAAGGAAUCCAAAUUAUUCCAUUCACUCAAACUCUACUCAACAAAACAUCGUGUACUUUUAACUGGAACCCCUCUUCAGAACAACCUGGACGAGCUAUUCAUGCUUAUGCACUUCCUUGAUGCAGGAAAGUUUGCAAGCAUCGAAGAUUUCCAGAAGGAGUUCAAGGAUAUAAAUCAGGAAGAGCAAAUUGAUAGGCUUCACAAGAUGCUGGCCCCACACCUCCUAAAGAGAGUAAAGAAAGAUGUUAUGAAGGAUCUUCCUCCAAAGAAGGAAUUAAUUUUAAGGGUUGAGUUAAGUAAUGUGCAAAAAGAAUAUUAUAAGGCCAUCCUCACUCGUAAUUACCAAAUACUUGCUCGUCGUGGCGGGCCUCAGAUAUCACUCAUCAAUGUUGUUAUGGAACUUCGUAAGCUAUGCUGCCAUGCAUAUAUGUUGGAAGGUGUAGAACCUGCAAUUGAACCAACUGAUGCUAAUGAAGGUUUCAGGUGUUUUCUUCGAUUUCAAACCAUUUGCUUUCUCUUUGGUUCUCAUCUUCAUGAGGAGGAGUUGGAUGACAUAAUAAGAUAUGGUUCAAAGGAGUUAUUUGCUGAUGAAAGUGAUGAAGCUAAAGCUCGUCAAAUACACUAUGAUGAUGCAGCAAUUGAUAGAUUGCUCAAUCGUGACCAUAUUAAUGGUGAAGAAUCUUCAGUUGAUGAAGAGGAUGAUGGUUUCCUAAAAGCUUUUAAGGUGGCGAAUUUUGAGUACAUUGAUGAAGUGGAAGCUGCAGCUGCUCAAGAAGAAAAAAUGAAGAAGCAACUGGAGGCUGAGAGAGCUUCUAACUCUAACACUGACAGAGCAAACUACUGGGAUGAACUGCUGAAAGACAAGUUUGAGGUUCAGCAAAUUGAAGAGCUCACAGCUAUGGGCAAGGGUAAACGCAGUCGUAAACAGAUGGCAUCUGCUGAGGAUGAUAUCACUGGUGUUCAAGAUGUGAGUUCCGAAGAUGAGGAUUACAGUUGUGAAGAUGAUUUGAGUGAUACUGAAUCUAAUCUACCAGGAAAUGUGUCUGGAAGAAGGGGCCCAUAUUCAAAGAGGAAACUACGUGCUGAUUAUUCAGAGCCACUUCCUUUAAUGGAGGGUGAGGGGAAAUCUUUCAGGGUUCUUGGUUUCAAUCAUAACCAGAGGUCUUUAUUCCUGCAAUUGGUCAUGAGGUUCGGCUUUCAGGAUUAUUCAUGGAAGGAAUAUCUUCCCAGAAUAAAGGGGAAGAGCUGGCAAGAGGUUCAAGAUUAUGCUGAACUUUUCAUGAGACAUCUCCAGGAGGAUAUGACAGACUUGCCCAAUUUUUCAGAUGGUGUUCCCAAAGAAGGAGCGCGUAUCGAGGAUAUAUUGAUUAGAAUAGCACAUAUUCAAUUGAUAGAAGAGAAGAUGAGGUUCAUCGCGGAACAUCCAGGAGCUAAGCUUUUUUCAGAAGAUAUAAUGGUGCAUUUUCCUGGCCUGACUGCAAGAUUUUGGAAAGAAGAACACGAUCAAUCACUGCUGAAAGCUAUGUUGAAGCAUGGUUAUGCUCGAUGGCAAUAUAUCAUAGAAGACGAAGAAAUAGGGAUAGCUGAUAUUGUCCGUAGGGAGUUAAAUAUUCCUGGCAGGUCAUUUUCUGGAAGUGUUCAUACUAAUGAGAAUGUUGAUUCUGUUCCAACUGCAAGUAGUGCUCAAAAUUGUAAUGGGAUUCCUGAAUCUUUAAAAGACGGCUACAGCUCGUAUCAGUCAAGAGAAUUGCAAAGAAGGGUUGUUGAAUUCAUAAGGAAGAGAUAUUUUCAUUUAGAAAAAGCUUUAGAAUUUGAAUGUUUUAAGAAAAAAUAUGCAAGUGAGCAGCUGACUCAAGAUCCACAAGUUGAUACAAAGGUUUCAGAAACAAGUAAUCUUAACAUGGAUGUCACCGAAUUGUUGGGGCAAAUGCCUGCUGUGGAACAGAUACCUCCAGAAGAACUUGCCUGUGACAAGAAAGAUGGCCGAGUAGGAUUGCACCGACUUUAUAACGAGAUGUGCACUGUAAUAGAAGAAAAUACUAUCGACUCGGUGCAUGCACACUUGGGCGAUACCUCCGCUGUUUCUAGGAUGAAAAAGACCUUUCAUCAGCUAGAGACUAUCCACGAUGAUGUGUGUCAAAUUAUUGCAGAGUCAAAUCAACCGGCAGUUGCUGAAAAACCCCAAGUACAAACUGUAGGAGAUGCAACUCAACCUUGUAGCAAAUCUGAAUCCCAAUCUCAAAAGGAUGAAAAAUCACAGGAGGUGAACGUGUCACAUGGACAAUUCAGGGAAACAAUUGGGGCAGAGACUUGCAAGUAUCCAUCAUCAGAAAGAGUGAUUGCCGUUGAUGAUUAAUAUAAUGUCAUCAUUAUCGUAGGUUAAGUAAUUGUCAGGCUAAUUUGACCGCACGUUGACUAAUUGAAUGCAAUCAGCCUUUUUGCUCUUGUAUAGGCAUACGGUGCUGUGACUAUACAUCUGUUCUGAAUGUUUACAAAUAGUGGAGCAUUGUUACGUCACCAAA
Messenger RNA from Zingiber officinale, 4077 nucleotides. Its product is annotated as CHD3-type chromatin-remodeling factor PICKLE-like. The transcript is spliced from 28 exons. Lineage: Eukaryota; Viridiplantae; Streptophyta; Magnoliopsida; Zingiberales; Zingiberaceae. Gene Ontology annotation, biological process: negative regulation of transcription by RNA polymerase II; chromatin remodeling. Gene Ontology annotation, molecular function: ATP hydrolysis activity; DNA binding; chromatin binding. Gene Ontology annotation, cellular component: chromatin; nucleus. The record is from RefSeq and is a predicted model, not a curated record. Bases 228 to 3911 code for a protein of 1227 amino acids.